CACAACAUGCAUUGCUUAGACUUUUCCUAAUUUAGGACGAAUUCUAAAUUCGGACGGAUUCUAUUUUUUGUGCGGUUAUUGAGAUCAUUAGCCUUGCGAGUCACCAGCAUCAGCUCGGAUUUAGCCAUGGCUUCGCUAUUUUCGCUACCAACAGGUGGCUAUACUCUGCCAGCUACCAGGCAGGCCCUCGCCAAUUGCGCUGUGCUUUCUAAGCAGUGUCGACGUUCUGCAAGCCACCAUGAGUGCCCGGAGACUUCGAGAAGCCAUCAAGACAUCACCUCGGGACAUUCCCGGUGGGUCCUUGCUGUAUUGACGAUUUUCGCUACUUGGUUAAUUUUUUUUGCUUCUUUUCGCUUGCAGACAACCCACACAAGGCUGUAGAGAAUGAGCACGAAUACCUUCGGCAAUGUGUGGAUCCGGUCCUGAUGCCUCUCAUUGAGUCACUGCUGCUCUACCAACCGGAGAGCGUUUACCACUUUAUCCACGACUUCGUGGACGAGCAGAAGAGCAGCCGCUUCGUACAUCACACCAGGAGUGUAGGCUACGCGAAGAAGCUCACUAACCGCCGUAAGAUGGCGGACUUUAUGUCUACCAGCGUGAUCCCCGUUAUGGAUGAUCUUGCCAAACAGAUUUUACGCGAGAAGCCAAACUCCGUCAAAGCAUUCAUUAGAGACGUGGUUGCUGCACGUAUCAUCAUUGAGUCCAACGAAGACCCUGAAUCGUCAAACCAGGUCGAACGUGCCGUCCAUUUCAAUGUGAAUGACCGUGUCUUGAGUCGGUACAAAGGCCGACCCAGGUUCUUUCCCGGCAUCAUCACCGCUGUCGAUGACCAUGGCAACUUCACAGUCUUGUACGACGAUGGAAAGACGGAGAGCAAUGUCCACUGCAUGUGUCUGAAGCUGCACAGCGGCGACAAAACAUCAGCACGAAAGAGCAAUGAAGAAUCCAAAGACAACCAGGAAAGACCGAAGGCGACCCGCAUAAUGGAGAUCGUACUUUUGAUCAUUGGUAUCGACGGAGCUGGCAAGACUACGCUUCUAUCAACCUUGCAGGGAGAUCUGGAUAAGGAGCAUGUGCCAAGUGCAGGUUUCACAUCAGCCACGUUCCAGACGGACACAGGAUCUGCUACAUUCUACGACCUCGGAGGUGGUCCAGCAUUUCGCAACGUGUGGAAGGAAUACUAUGCCGACGUUCACGGUGUUAUAUUCGUGGUCGAUUCCUCGAGUGAAAAUUCGCUACUGCAGGCCGCAAUUGUUCUUGAAGAGUCUAUGGCGAACGAGCUCAUGGUCAACAAGCCGUUGCUAAUCUUUGCCAACAAGCGAGACCACUCCGAUGCAGUAACAGAACAGGAGAUGCAGAAGUUGCUGCGAUUGAGCAAGUUUCCCAGCUCCAAAAUCGUCCCUUGUGUUGCCAAGCCAGCCGUUUUCGGUGGUGUAGACGAACGUCUGGAGUCAGGACUUCAGUGGUUAUUCGACCAGGUUCACAAUGAUUUUGACUCACUCCAUGAACGUGUUCAACGUGAUCUUGCUAUGAAGAAAAAGCUUGAUCAGCAGCGACGGCAAGAGCAGCGUGCUCGGGUCGCACGUUGGAAAGAAGAGCGAGAACUCAGCCAAAUGCGUACACAUGAUAAGCCGUCACUCGAUGAGCAAACUUCAUCCUCCAAAUCUACCGUAGAUAACCAGGAAGAAGCCGUGAUAUACUGCUCAUAUUGCAGUACGGCACCAGCAGUAAGCAAGUGUGCAGCCUCCAAAUGGAUGCCAGUCUGUGAAAGCUGCGCAACAACUCUAAAAAGAUAACCGUGGAGUGUAAAUCGCUUUAGCAAAACCUCUAGUCUAAGAUUUUUGUCCAUUAUUUUUGAUAUAAUCAUCUAUCUUCGCUUCUUGCC
This is a messenger RNA of Phytophthora nicotianae INRA-310, 1885 nucleotides long. RefSeq lists its product as hypothetical. NCBI's taxonomy places the organism in Eukaryota, Oomycota, Peronosporomycetes, Peronosporales, Peronosporaceae. Bases 426 to 1796 code for a protein of 456 amino acids. The record is from RefSeq and is a predicted model, not a curated record. The transcript is spliced from 4 exons. Gene Ontology annotation, molecular function: GTP binding; GTPase activity.